AUGACGACUACCGUCGCCUCUCGAUCAAUGGAUGAGCUGCAAAGACAUGAUCAUUUCUUUGAUGGGCGUUACGAGAAGUUGUAUACCCUGGGCAGGGGAAACUUUGGCAAGGUUUACAUUGCCCGUGAAUGCAAAACUGGAAAGCAGGUUGCCGUCAAAGUGAUUGACAAGAGCGCAUUUCGGAACGAAGAUCAACGACAGCAUGCCAACAAUGAAAAGGCCAUUUGUGAAGGAUUAUCACUUAAAUUGCGGCACAAGAAUGUUGUGGAUGUGUACGAGGUUCAAUCCGAUCAUGCCAAUAUUUUUGUGGCCAUGGAGUAUGUGGAUGGUGGGGAGCUUUUUGAUAAAAUCAAGCAAAAACGACGGCUGGAAGAGCCAUUAGCACGACGUUGGUUUCGAGAAAUCAUUGAAGCCGUUGCAUACAUCCACCGAAAUGGCAUUGUUCACAGGGACCUCAAGCCUGAAAAUGUGCUAAUUGACAAGUAUCAAACCGUGCGCAUUUGUGAUUUUGGAUUUGGCAAGUUUUGUGAGCGGCAGCAAGUGCUUAAUACAUAUUGUGGCAGCCCAUUUUAUGCAGCACCCGAAAUGGUUACUGCGACGCCAUAUCAGGGACCUCCUGUAGACAUGUGGAGCUGUGGUGUGAUCCUGUAUGCCAUGCUGGCGGGCACUCUCCCUUUUCAGGGCCAGGAUAUGCCUCAGCUUUUUCGACGUAUCAAUAGCGGACAAUACACACUUCCAGAUCACAUUUCAAAAGACGCUGCGAGCUUGAUUGAACGAUUAUUAUGCAAAAACGCCCGACAUCGUAUCACAGCUGAUGAAUGCUUGAAACAUCCUUGGCUAGUACAACACAUCCCUGCAGCAAAAGAAUCGACACCACAGCCAUUGAAGAACACCAGUGCACGAAAAGCAUCGUCAUUAUCAACACAACGACAGCAUCCAUCCUCCUGUUCAUCUUCCUCCUCAACAACUACCACUACUACUACUAAUACCUCCUCACCGUCUGCACCUUGUUACUCCCAUACCACACCUCGUGCAGCUCCCAACAAACGAUCAAAAGCCUCCCGCAUCUUUUCACGCAUGUUUACUCCAACACGAAAAGCCCAAAUUGCCCCUUCAGCAUCGGGUACCGCCGCUGCUGCUCAUGCUGAUGGUUCAAGUUACGCCAAGGAUGAGGAUCAACCUACUACGACAACAACUUCCAAGAAUAAACUUAAACGCAUGGAGGGUAAAGUUGCUAUGCGACUGAAGGGUUUCUUGAAAACAGCCUUCCAACGGCGAAUUGAUAGUUUUUAG
This is a messenger RNA of Lichtheimia ornata, 1293 nucleotides long. RefSeq lists its product as uncharacterized. The transcript is spliced from 4 exons. Bases 1 to 1293 code for a protein of 430 amino acids. Gene Ontology annotation, cellular component: cytoplasm. Gene Ontology annotation, biological process: protein phosphorylation; intracellular signal transduction. The record is from RefSeq and is a predicted model, not a curated record. NCBI's taxonomy places the organism in Eukaryota, Fungi, Mucoromycota, Mucoromycetes, Mucorales, Lichtheimiaceae. Gene Ontology annotation, molecular function: protein serine/threonine kinase activity; ATP binding.